Molecule: messenger RNA, 1946 nt
Organism: Silurus meridionalis
Lineage: Eukaryota; Metazoa; Chordata; Actinopteri; Siluriformes; Siluridae
Product: little elongation complex subunit 1-like
Exons: 13
Coding region: 171-1631 (486 amino acids)
Source: RefSeq, a predicted model, not a curated record
CACAGUGGCGUUGUAAUGCAACGCGCACGAGGCGCAAUAACACAUGUGACGUCACAGUGCGCUGCGUGUUUAAAAGCCGGAACACCGCGCCGAACCGCGAUUCAUUUCAGAAGAAACACACUUGCGAUUCAUCAAACUCUAGAAGUAAAAACUAGAAAAGAUCUACAGAAAUGGAAAAGACACGCACAAGCCAGUCGGAGCUUCAGCCUUUGAAGACUCUAAAGAUGCAGAAUAUCAGAACUCACAAAAAUGACAGUGUUGAAAAACAGCUUUUGGAACUUAAAGAAGCGAACACCAAACAAAAUCUUGAAAUCCAUGUCCUGAAAUGCAAAAUCAGCAGCUUUGAGAAAAGCUUUUGCUUAAUGGAGGAAAAACUCUUCAAACAGGGAAAUGAGUUGAACAAAGAGAAAAAGUGCUCCUCCACGCAGACUGAGAACGAGCAGGAAGCUGACAAAGACCCAAAGCCCACAGCAAAGAGAACUGGAUCAGACAUGUCACCACCCAGGAAAGCUCAAAAGCCUCGACUUGAUGCUGCUUCACCUGAUCCUACAAACACAACACACACAACACAAUCUCUCCUGUACAGUGCAUUAGAAACACUACAAAAGUCCUGUUCUGAUACAGACAGGAUUCAUGCACUUACAGGAACAAGUGAACUUCCAGUUCUGAGAGAUGAAGAGAAACACGUCAUUUCUGUGUUUUGUGCAAACGAGUGCUUAGUAGAGACGUUUCUCUCUGUGAUUUUGAAGAAGAUCAAGGCAGAGAGAGGGUUUAUGGGACAUGAUCUCCUGCAGUCUCUCUGUAGGGUUUAUGUAGGCGUGUGUCAACAGAGAGGAGACUCUCACAAAGCACAUGGUCUCGCCUACAGACUCCUUAAAGAAGACUUUCUUGAAGCCCCCCAAGUGAUUAUGGGCAUGGUGACAGCAUGGCCAAGUAUUUUAUCCCAUGACAGCUCUUUAUGCCGAGCGAUUCACAUAGUGAGCAACCGGAAAGCAAGAGGAAAGAUAUUUCACUUCCUCAACAAGUAUCUGCCCUGGAAUGAGGAGCCUCCAGGAAACAUCCACAAUGCUAUCACCAGCACCCUAAAGUCUUUUCUGGAAGACAGCAGUCUGAGGUUCCUGGAGAACAGCUGGUAUGGUUUUAAUCUCUGCCCUGCUACCUGGAACUACAUCUUCAGCCUGGAUCUUCUGUGUGCACAACUGGGCUGGACUUGGACCAUUACCAAUAUUAUAUGGAAGGAUCUUUGGCUGAUCCUGAACACUUGGCUGAGGCAAGCAAGAACAGAGCAAACACCGUUCCGAGACGUCUGUGUAGCAGCAGUUUUCAGGCUACUUGGGCGACUUGGUCAACUAGGACUUAAGGAGAACAUGCUAACGUCACUCGAAAACCUGGCAAGAAGCAUCAAUCAGUUUGGAAUGCGAAGCUUCUCAAAAGGUAUGCCAUGGGAAGUGCAGCUCUCAGUCAUCUAUGCCAUUCAUGAUCUGGCACCCAGCAACCCUGAAGCAGCUCUGAAGACUUUGGAAUCAUGGAAGAAAAACAGCACACGGCGCAUUCCCUCAGCCGUCAAUAAAUGCAUUACGCAAAUCAGCUUCCUUUGUCGUCAGACCGAGUCACAAAGAUCACAGCGGUGAUUUAUCUCUUACAUGAAUAAAAAAAAAAGAUCUCUUACAUGAACUUUGUACAUGAAUAAAUGUCUAGUAAUCUAUAUUUAUGUAUAGAGCCAUACAGCAUUCAGUUUAUUAUAGUUUACAUCUAUGUGUAAAAAGUCUGCAUACUAUAGACUUCCUGACAGGAAGCAGUUAUUUAUGGAUUUUAUUACUUUACAUUUUACGGUGAUAAAAAAAUAAUUUAUAUGCUGAGGGAUAAAGUCUUAUGACGUCUCUUUUUUAUUUAUAUUUGACAUUUUAUAUUUGUAGAUCAUUUUUCUGGUCAUUCUUACUCUUUAU